Pelobates cultripes (western spadefoot toad) is the source of this 9029-nucleotide messenger RNA. NCBI's taxonomy places the organism in Eukaryota, Metazoa, Chordata, Amphibia, Anura, Pelobatidae. The record is from the annotation of a GenBank genome assembly.
AUGUGGAGACGGUCAGACAGCGCCAUCUGCUGGCGGAAACCCACAUUACUACAGAACUACAUCUCCCGGCAUGCACAUGGAGCCCAGCGUUCGCCGCUCCCAUUGCCAUGUAUGUGGAGACGGUCAGACAGCGCCAUCUGCUGGCGGAAACCCACAUUACUACAGAACUACAUCUCCCGGCAUGCACAUGGAGCCCAGCGUUCGCCGCUCCCAUUGGCUGCCGCCCAGCCCGCUGGGUUCGCUGUUACUCUGGUUACCGGACGCUGCGGCCUGAAGAUGUGCUCGGUGCUGCGGCUCCUGCUGCUCGGUGCCGUGCUGGGGUUAAAGGUCAGAGCAGUGACGGGGGCUUCCGGGGGUGAGUGACGUCACUGGAGAAGUUUCUAAGAGACCCCCCCACUCAUAUAUCAUAUAGACCCCCCCAUAUAUUAUACAGCCCCCCCAUAUAACCCCCAUAUAUUAUACAGCCCCCAUAUAUCAUAGACCCCUCAUAUAUCAUACCAGCCCCCCAUAUAUGUAUAUGGCCCCCCCAUAUAUCAUAUAGACCCCAUAUAUACAGCCCCCCAUAUAUCAUAUAGACCCCCCUCAUAUAUUAUACAGCCCCCAUAUAUAUAAUCAUAUAGACCCCCAUAUAUUAUACAGACCCCCAGCCCCCAUAUCAUAUGACCCCCCAUACAUAUAUACAGACCCCCCCAUAUAUAUAGGCCCCCAUAUAUCAUAUAUAGACCCCCAUAUCAUAUAGCCCCCCUAGACCCCCAUAUAUUAUACAAUAUAUCAUACCCCCAUAUGUCAUACUAUCAUAGACAACCCCCCAUAUCGAGACCCCCCAUAUAUAUACAGCCCAUACAGACCCAUAUCAUAUUGCAGACCCCCAUAUAUUAUAUACAGACCCCCAUUUUACAGACCCAUAGACCCCCCCUUCCUCCAUAUAUAUAGACCCCCAUAUAUUAUACAGACCCAUAUAUAUACAGCCAUAUAUCCUAUCAUACAGACCCCCAUAUAUUUACCAUAUAUCAUACAGACCCGCCCCGGAUCCGUCCCAGGAUCAUACCCCCCAUAUAUCAUCAUACAGACCCCCAUACAUAUAUAUAUACAGACCCCCAUAUAUCAUACAGACCCCCAUAUAUCAUACAGACCCCCAUAUAUCCUCCCCCUCAUAUAUCAUACAAGACUCCCCAUAAUAUAUCAUACACCCCCAUAUAUAUCCUAUAUCCCCAUAUAUCAUACAGACCCCCAUAUAUCCUUAUAGACCCCUAUAUCAGACAUAUACCAUAUAUCAGCUCCCCCAUAUAUUAUACAGACCCCUCAAGUAUCAUACAGACCCUCAUAUAUAUCAUACAGACCCCCAUAUAUCCCGGACCCCCCUCAUAUAUCAUAGACAUAUACAGCCCCCAUAUACAUAAUACAGACCCUCUCAUAUACAGAUCUCCCCUUCUCCAUCAUACAGAUUCCGUAUUUUUCUUUAUCGUUUUAUCACUUCUCUGGUAAUAGAGAUCACUCCUUUCAAAGUGACCCCUAACCCUAGAGAGACCUCUAUUUUAUUUUCUCAGAGAGACCUCCUUUAUUUACCUGAGAAUCACGUAAUCAGGCCUGCGACAGUUUAUGGUAGUGGUCCAAGAGACAUCUCCUAAUAUAAAUAGUUUGUCUGUUGACUGUCAGCGAAAUAAGAGACCCCUUUAUUCACCAGAGAGACCCCUCCUUUCAAGAAACCCCCAUUCUUUCACAGAGCUCCGCUAUACCGUCCACUCAGCCUGAAACUAUCAGGUAGAGAGCGCCAUAUUAUCCCACUCUCGACAUUCACAGACCCAGAGUUCCCCUUUUUUUCCUCCUUUGACUUUAUUUAGGGCCUUGCCUGUGCACCCCCCUUUUAUAAAUGCUGUAUAGGGUGGCCCAGACUGAAACUUUGUAAAAACAUGAGGGUCUCUGACUCCAUUAUUGAUUAUAGAGUCAAUAUCUGAGAUCUAAAGCUGAAAUGCAAACUAUAGGAGGAAAAUUACCAUUAUUUAAUGUGUUAUAUAACUAAUGUGUAAAAAUAAAUAAAUGCACAGAAUUAAAUACAGAUAAAUAUACUCACUGUCACAGUUUUCCUUGAUGCACUAUUCAGUGGCUCUGCCUGCUGCCAAAGGAAGAGGCCUUAAAUCAGGAUGAUCGCAUUCUUGUCCCAUAGACUUCUGUGCAGUAUGAUUUAUGGGAUGAACAGUUUAUCGCGGAGGAUGAUUGGAGGUGCUCAGUAAACUGAUAGCAGUCACACCGCGGCCGUUUAGUGAACUGGGCUGUGUGCAGUGAUAUACAGAGUCCGUGUCCACUCAUACUCCUCUUUCUUUCCCAGUCAGGCACGCGCAGUUUGUACAAUAUGGACAAAUCUGAUAUCAGGCAGCCAGAACGGAGCCUUCUGGCCAACUGAUUGACAGCUCUGAAGGCUGGCUUCUAGCUGUGUGAUUUCUACAGAUCGAUGCAGUUACAAGUCACCCGUAGCACAGAUAACAUAGCAAUAAUGGAUACUUAGACUGAUCCUUUAAAGCUUGAGGUAUCUAAGGCAGGAUGUUUGCAAUGAUCACUACUCUAAGACUUCAGGUUUCUUACAAAACGAUAUGAGUAAUACCGCAACCCAUGUUCUCCCUAUCUUCGUCAGACGUGGUGAUUUGCACCUGUGACCUGACCCCCGGGAUUUGUGACAUCAACUGCUGCUGUGAUCCUGACUGCACCAGUACUGACGCCACAAGUGUCUUCUCCUACUGUCUGCCUGGGAGUAACAAGUAAGAUCACACUAACAAUGUCAUAGCCACAAACAUCAGGCUAACUGGCAGAGCUCAGAAAAUAAACACAAGGUCCACAGCUAAAACAAUCUGUUUGCCCUUCAGGGAAAUUAGUCAUUUUUUCCUUUCCUUCCCCUGUGGUGAUAGUGGAAGAAGGCUGCGGACAUUAGUCGCGAAGAAGAAAAGUUUCAUACAUGUCACAGGGCGAGUUUGUACCAGUUUAAAUAAACUGACUCAGUGUAAAAUCUGGGUAUUGUGGGUUUCUAUAUAUAUGCAUUUAUCCUGAUGAAAGCCCCGGACGAGGGCUGAAACGUUGAUCUCGUUUCACAUAUAUAUAAGAUAAAGGAAUUUUACUACGAAAAGACCGUGAGUGCAAGCCAUUCACUGUUUAUUUUUAUAAUUUGGCUAUGGCUGCAAGAUGCACCCGGCAUUAUAGAGAAUAGUCAGAGUGCAAGGACCUGUGGAGAUUUUUAUAUAUAUACUGUGCUGUGUCAGGAAUGGCAUUUCAAUUAAUAUAACCCCUGUGUCCAGUCACACACGCCAUCAUGGCUCGGAGAAGUUGCCCAGAACCUGGAAGGGAAGUAUGUUUUUUUUUUUUGUUUUUUUUUAAAGUGACCUCGAGUUCAUUAUUCCUCUCAGUAAACUGCUCAAUAGCUUAUAAUGUGGUGGGAGUAGGACAAACGGUCACUUCCAAAUACGUGAUAUAUUUUUUUUUAUUAUAAAUAUUCCAAAAUAUAAACAAGCUAAUAUCAUUAAUGCAAACAAUUAUCUGCACAUCCCUAUUAGGUAGCGUGUUUCCAGCUAUGCUUUCAGUGAGAUCCUGGAGAGCGUGGGUAAAGAGGAGACAUAACAUAGAGAGAUAGGGAUCGGUCGCCCAGUACAGCAUUAUAGUGUUUAUGGUGGCAGGGUGUGUGUAGUGUAUCACUAAAGCUGUCUCUCUCUGCAGGGUGCACAUACAGGUGUGUCUCUACAACUGGCUGAUAUUCCGAAGUAACACCCCGUAUUCAACUGUUCUCGUCACAUCCUCUUCAGUGCCCAGAACUCCUGACCUAUUCUGUGUCCUCCCAGGGGAUUGUAAGUGUCCUUGUCUGCUAACAUGUCACCAGCUCAGUAUUACUUUACUGUAUCUCUUACCUACAUCUCCUGAUCUUAAUUCACCAGGUUCCAUGUCAGUCUAUCAUUUUUUUAUUUACUCUCCAACCUUUAAUAGACACCCAUAUUCAUUCUCUGUAUUCACAGCCACACUGAAUUACUUCGUCACUCCACAGACUGUUAAUGAGACAAAUUUCUCAAGCUUAAGUGAGACAUAUAAAGGAUUCUCAUUUUCUCCUGUCUCUUUACCUGUGCCGACAUUCACCAGCUUCUACAAAGUAAGUACAACUUGGGGGAAGCAUAGGAUUGGAUCAAUACAUUACCUAACCUCUUCCCUUUGCCCCUAGGCCGGUGACCCAAUACUGACUCUUUCUGCACCUGGUGUUCUUGGAGUGUUGAGGCAGCCGGCACCGGUGGGGGCACAAAUCUUUUGCUCUGACACCAACCCAGCAAGUAAGAAAUUGUCCAUCCUAAUCUAACGGUCUGUAAUGUCAGUUUAUCUUUCCUCAACCGUCUGUAACUCUGUCUAAAAUGUGAAAUUCACUUUCAAUUCCAAUUCUUACAUUCGUGAAAAACCCUGUAAGAGAAUUCUGUCUCUGGGCUUUGUAGCAACACUUACCAUGCAUAACUUCAAUGUAUUAUCUAUAAUGCAUUAAAAUGUGAUAAUAUACCUUUACAUUUCCCAAAUCUGCUUUAUUUGCACAAACAGAAAAAGGGAUGUGCAUAGCGUGUAUAUGUUUUUCACACAGCUUGGACGGAUCAUGGGAGUAAAAUUUCCCCUUUGAGGUCAGUGAGAGAGGGGCAGGCUUAUAGCUGCAUAAUAAGCCACUGUGACGGGGGAGCUCUAUGCAGUUAGCAUUGGUUGUUAUGGUUCUUAGAGUGUCCCUUUAAGGGACAGUGUGUAAAGUUUUGUGGCUUCAGAGAAGCGUUGAAUUGAUACCAUAUUUCAUCAGACGGUGAAUAAACCUGGGUAAGGAUAGCAAACAGCAUGAACAGUGGAACUAAAUGAUUAUAUGCUUAGGGGAAUUACACAAGUCUUUUUUCCUGUAGGUUUAUGAAUGUGGUUUGUUAAAAGAAGCAUUGUCAUUUGUGAAGUCUUGCUAUUUUUGCCACUGGUGACAUUCCUGCCUGUAUGGUGGAGCUUAGGGGGUGGAACAGUGAAGGAGCUACACUUAUUGAUCUUUUUCCUCCUUGAAGCAAUCAUUGUUUUCAUCCAUCCAUCUAUCGCUGCUGUCGAUCUAUCUUCCGUAUAGCUUCUCUCCCAAAGCAGUAAUGAAGGGAAAUGGCAGGAUGUGGUAGCUACUACAUGAUCUGAAGUAUUCAAUGUGUUUUUCAUGAAAAUUCUGUCUGUAUGAAAACCUCUAAUCUGGCAGUGCCGCGUUACCCCUAAUUCUGUCUGGGGUUAGGCUACGCAGCGCUGAGUGCACUUUGUGAAAUGAAUUUUCCCAGAUUUGUAGGAAAUGGACAUAACGUGUGUAAACUCAAACAUGCUUUCCAGCCCAGAGAUCGAUGGAGAUGCUAUCACAUCUGAUGCAUAAAGCAGUACUUUGUAAACAGCAUCAGGAUGGUUGACAGGGCCCCUUGUACUAUUUUCUGCUGUACCCAGUGAUUUCCUCUGUCUUUGUGUGCAGGAUUUCUCCAAAAUGGCACGACUUCCUGUCUGCGAAUAAUCAGCGACUUGAACACAAGCUGCCUGUCCGACCGAGCACUGAGCGCCAGCAGUUAUUAUCAGAAUAUCAGCGUGCUAAGGGUAAAUAUAACAUCAUCUCAUCUGUGCAGAAAAGGCACAAACCUAAAAACAUAGGGCUUUGUUCAUUACACUGGGUUUACCACUUUAUCAGAGACACAGAGAAGCUAAAGCCUUAGUGACGGUUCCUUUCCAGGUCUCACACCUGCUUUAGCUCACAUUUGCCGUUACAGAAUCUCCAUCUUUUUCAUAUUAGGCUGAUCCCACCCGGAAGUGCAACCUAGAUCUCCCAUUCUGGCAGAUAACCUCGAUUGCAGAUUUUCUGAAUUUCAGUUUUGAUGUUAUCAAGUUUAAAGUAAUUUUAUGUUUUAUUUUUCGCUUUAGGUUCCGACUGAUGCCGCAAAUAAGACGGCAUUAAAUGUAAGACUCUGGGAGGUAUCGGGGUAACUGAGAGACGUAACCGUCAGGAAGGAAGAAUGGCGGGCAUGAGUUACUGUGAGAAAGUGGGACUGGUUGUGAGCCUGUGAGUUGUCAAUAGAAAUAAAAAAAAGAGCUGAAAGUUGGGUCACACGGUCACGCUCUGAUUUUUCCACCUUAGGUAGAGGUGACGGGCCUUGUCCCAGAAAGCCCAGCGCUGCAUGGAAACAGCUGUGACAAUGUCGUGUCUCAGGUAGAUAAUCCUAACCAAUCACUGUAGCUGCUGUAAGUAUAUCAGGAAAGAUGACUAGGCUAUCAUUGAGGGUCAUGGGAAUUGUAGUCCAAAUCAGCUGGAUUGUCAAAUGAGGUGAAAAGGCAGUAUGGCGUAUAAUAAUCCUGACAAUAACAAUUGAGUUUUAGGUAAAGUAAAUAUUCGUUUUUAUUUUUUUUUUAAACAAAAAGUGCAAUACUUGUUUUGACAAACCUGUCAGUUACCUUCUAUAAAGACUUGUGAGUCUAUUUAGUGGUAUAUGGUGAUGUUUACCGUUUUGUCUUGUGUGUUAUCGCUCCAGGUGAUCUAUACCGUGGUGUAUAAUGGGACUCAGGGUAUCCAGAAUGUGUCGGUCAGUUUCAUUCUGCUCAAUGUUACUUCCAGUCAGUUACUGACUCAGAGCUUUACCGUGCUGUACAAGGUGUGUUUGUUGUGUCUGUCAUGUGAUCUGUCUUUGGUAAUGAAACAGGCUCUGUUUUCUCUUCUGUAAACCAUGGUCACAUGUCUAGUGUUCUCUAACCAGCAUAUUUCCUGAUCCUUCACACAGCAAGCCUGCCAUAGCUAUAAUUACUACAGAAAUUCUUACAGAAAACAGAUUUUUUUAUGAGACACUUCUGAGAAGUGUAUUUAAAAAAAAAAAUAUUCUCUAUAACUGUCCUUUUUUAAAAAAAGAAACAAAAUGUAUAAUGAAAGCACUGGCUGUAUAAUAUAUAUUUCAAGAUCAGUCAGGGAUUCUGUUACCAGGCACAAUGCCAUUUUACAGCUGGCAUCAGAACUCUACAUUUUAACUGCCGUCCAUAUGGUCCGUUCCAUAGGGUAUUAUUCACUAAACUGUAAAUGUUGCUCUAAUAGUUAAAUUGAAAAAAAAAAAACUCUCCAAUUCAGCAAUUUGACCAGCUUUGUUAUCUUGGCCUAAAAUUGUAUAUUCUGUCAAAUAGUUAUAAUUUCUGACGUUUCUUUAUAAAUCAUCUUUCCAUGCUCUGCAAUCUCUUUCAGUCUGCGUCAGCGACUUCUAUGAGUUCGGUGACAAGGAGUGGAAAUCCGGGAUACCUGACUGGACGCCCCGUACUGACUGACAACGGAUCUGUAUCUUUUUGUCUUUCUGUAGCUCAACACUAAAAAUGUUCACUGUCAUAUAAAAUAUUUAUUAUUAUUAUGACCAUUAGAACUCAGCGUAUCACUAAUUAUCUUCAUUGGAGUUCUGUGACUAUCGGCCAGUUGAAAAUUUAUCCAGACUAGCUAUUAUAGCCUCAGUUGUGCAAUUUGGAUUUUAAUUUCCUGCCCUUGAGUUUAGCAAAUAACCCUAAUCUCAUCUUUGGGGACAAUACUUUAUGUAUUCUGGAAUUGAAAGCUGUAUUUAUUUUUUGAUCACGUAGUUGGUAAUGCUGAGUUUUAUAAAUAUUGUUCCUGCUUCCAUUGUACUGAGUUUAUUGGUCCAUAACAACAAACUAGCUGACUCUUCUGACUCUACAAGGAGAUGGUUCGUGUUCGCACAGUCCUGUGCAGUUUGGAGUGAACUCAGUGAGUGGCUGCCCCAUCACGUAAGUGCAGGACUGAUCAUCGGAGUGGGUUGUUUCGAUAAACUUGGGCUGUGUUUGACCUAUUAUUAUAUUCUCACUCUUUACAAGGGUUGGCGACAAUGAGACCUGCAGUGACCUCAGAGCCCGAGCCUAUAAUCUGCUCCUGGGUGGCAGCUUCCCUCAGAGAGUGGCAACCUUUGGAAAUGCCACAGUCACUCAGAGUGCAGACUGGACAUCCAUCAUCUAUCAAAACUGUAGCACCCAGGUCGGCGCACUAACAAGAAAUCUUAGUCAUUUUUCUAUCAAGUCCUAGGUUUUAUUCCUUUAGUAAUGCAUUUCUUUGCAGAAUGAUGUUAACUGCACCACCGGAUGUCUCAUACCUGUUUACCUGCAUGUGCAGAUCUUGUGGGCUGAAGUUGGCCUCCUUUCAAAUCCUGAAGCUCAGGUUCAAGGUGCCCGAUUGAAAUACAGUUGCCAAUCUGUCAAGGUAAAACGGGGAGUGUCUCUUUAAUAAAACAAGACUGGUUUGAUCUGAGAUUUUUAGGUAGGAACACUCCACUGACAAGAAUAGAAACAUUUUUUUCUGCAGAUUCUUCUUCAGAAUAUGGAAAAUAAAGCUAGCAAAUGCUACAGCCCUGCUGCCACUCAGGGAGGUGUUUUUGUCCACAACUAUAAUAGUGCCAAAUUCUAUUAAAAUGAGCAGUUUUAUAAACUGUCACAAAUAUUACAGAUUUCGGACCACAAAUGGACAUGCUCUAGGUGUGGCUUGUUCCUUUAAUUAUAGCAGAAAUCCUGAAUGUAAGUUUCAUUACAGCAGGAUUCUAGAGGGCUUGGAGCGUAUACAAACAUAGUGCUUAUUUUGGGACUACUGCAGGAGUCUAGUUUGUAGGUAUUUUGUAAGGAGAAUAGAUCACAAUUUCCAUUAGAAUGUUUUUUUUAGAUUGUAACAAGUAGUGCAUCUAAAGCUUGAAAGAAACAUACUGCCUUACGUGUCAGUAGCUGAUAUUGCAGGUACAAAUUUGACUUCAAGUAAUACCAGGCUCUGUCUCUUUUCCUAAACGUGUGAUUUUGUUCCCCCCCUCCGUUAGUGUCUCGAUGUCGUCAUGCUCCACACACAGGCCUCAUUCACAGAUAUUACACCUCGUGGACCAGCUCCUCGUUCACAGCCCAGCAUCACAGACCGCGAACCGCUAGACUUUUUCUUCCCUUUCCAAACAAAUGGAGCUGUGCAGACAUGUGCACUAUUACAGCUAAUACUCUGCAUCUUCUCUCUAUGCCUGUGUCUUUAG